Messenger RNA from Colletotrichum scovillei, 948 nucleotides. RefSeq lists its product as uncharacterized. Bases 1 to 948 code for a protein of 315 amino acids. NCBI's taxonomy places the organism in Eukaryota, Fungi, Ascomycota, Sordariomycetes, Glomerellales, Glomerellaceae. The transcript is spliced from 2 exons. The record is from RefSeq and is a predicted model, not a curated record.
AUGGCGGCCUCCAAUGUCCGCCCGCUGGCUAUAUUCACCAGCUACAUGGUCCUAGCCGCCGGGCUCACAGCAAAGUCUAUUGGCAUCAUUCGCAAUCAGCGGCGCGCCUCGCUUUCGCGAAAUGGGGCAGUCGCUGCGCCAGCCCACCGUCGCGCUCUUGUGGUGUUCAGCGCGCUCGCGGCCUUGAGCCUCGCGACGACCUGGUAUCACAUGUUUCGCUUCUUCGAGUGGUCGUAUGGUCAAUGGGCAACGACACAGGCACCGGCUGGUCUUGACUCCACCGAACUGAGGCUCGGCGAGUGGCUGCACGACACCUCUCUAUUCAAGCAAGCUUGGGCGUCAACCCUUGAGACUGGCCCGAGGGCCUGGUGGUCGUUGCAAAUAUUUGGGUUUUGCGCUAACUGGAGCGCCAUACUUGCGGCUCAAGCUCAGAGAAGGUGUAUCUCACAUGCUUGGAUAUUCGUACUGCUUGGUCAAGUUGUUGCGAUCUCCUUUGCGUCAAAUCUGUCUUUCCUCGCAAUACUCUGCAGCGAAACCCCAGAACGAAAAACAAAUGAUGGCAAACGAUAUCGCCAGACUGUGUCUUCAUUCUCUAUUCAUUCCGUCAUUCUCUUCGCUACCCUGUUAUGGGCAAUGUCGAUCCCCUCCGCCAUCAACCACCCCAAGUUCUUAUCCUUGCUACUUGGUCCACACUUGCUGGCAUUCGUACCGUUGCUUCUGAAUAGGAUCUUGCCGGCGCAAAUGUUGGGCGAGCCAGCGUGGCACUGGAAAGUUGCGUCGAUGAUAUGGGUGCUGGUCGUAGCCACGCUUGGGGUCUUCGACAGCGGUGCGAGUCUCAAGACUGCGCUUGUGACGUUAUACGAACAUCCUGCGGUUAGCAGUGUCGGAUGGGAUGUUAUUUGCUGUUGGAUCAGCUUCACGGUCUGGUCAAUCAUCGGAUCUUCCUGA